This is a messenger RNA of Monopterus albus (swamp eel), 1619 nucleotides long. It is a transcript of the gene sumf2, whose product is annotated as sulfatase modifying factor 2. The record is from RefSeq and is a predicted model, not a curated record. The transcript is spliced from 9 exons. The coding region runs from base 163 to 1059 and encodes 298 amino acids. Gene Ontology annotation, cellular component: endoplasmic reticulum. Lineage: Eukaryota; Metazoa; Chordata; Actinopteri; Synbranchiformes; Synbranchidae.
GUCGUAGAACCUAUUUCCGUUGCGACUCUGAAUUUUGUCUGACAGCCAUAUUGACUUAAAGUUUGAUAAGACAUGCUGCGAGUUGACUCUUAAACAUUUGUGUAUUAUUUAAAUGCGUUAUGACGAAUUGUUUGCUUUAAAAAAAAAAAAGCUUGUCAAAAAAUGAGCGUUAAAAUAGCGUUCUGUGUUUCUGCUCUGCUUUUAGUCGCAGUGACAGUAGCAGAGGAGGUGCUGAACAUACCAGGAGGAAAGAUGUUAAUGGGCACCAAUGCAGCUGAUGGGAGAGAUGGAGAGUCCCCCACUAAGGAGGUCGAAGUGGGUCCUUUUAAAAUAGACAAAUAUCCUGUUACGAAUGCAGAUUUCAGAGAUUUUGUGAGAGCGCAGAAAUACAAAACUGAGGCUGAGACGUUUGGUUGGAGUUUUGUGUUUAAAGACUUUGUGGCUGAAGAGCUGAAGAGCAAAGUCACCCAGAGAAUUGAGUCUGCUCCAUGGUGGUUGCCUAUUGAACGGGUGUUUUGGAGACAGCCUGCAGGACCUGAUUCAGGCAUUCGGGAGCGCCUGGACUUCCCGGUAGUUCAGGUGAGCUGGAAUGAUGCUCAGGCUUUUUGCCAGUGGAAGAACAAGAGACUGCCUACAGAGGAGGAGUGGGAGUGGGCUGCACGUGGGGGGCUGCAAGGUCGGACUUAUCCAUGGGGAAACAAGUUCCAGGUCAAUAGAACCAACCUGUGGCAGGGAUCCUUUCCAGACGAAGACACUGCAGAGGAUGGAUACCACGGUCUCUCUCCUGUCACAGCAUUUCCUCCUCAGAACAGUUAUGGACUGUAUGAUAUGAUGGGAAACACAUGGGAAUGGACAUCCACACCCUUUCACGGAGCACAGCCAAUGUAUGUGCUGCGUGGUGCCUCCUGGAUCGACACAGUGGAUGGUUCAGCCAAUCAUAAGGCUCGAGUCACGACAAGGAUGGGCAACACUCCUGACUCUGCCUCUGAUAACCUGGGAUUCAGGUGUGCUGCCAGUGGGCAUGAACAUGGGAAGAAAAAAGACAAAACAGAACUGUAGCAACAAACAGGGAGUCAAAAAUAUUAAGUGAAGAACAUGUUCAUUUGAGCCAACUGUAACUGAGGUGGAAUUAAUGUAUCUAAUGACAGUUUACAUUGAAAAAAGCCAGGGACCAAUGAAAGAUUAAUGAACACUAUAUUAACAAAUGAUGAUGGUGACAGGAAGCUCUGAGUGUAAAAACAAACAGUUUCUCCUGUGGAGAACUUAGAUUUUUAAAUGAAUUUGAUGAGGAUUAAAUGAGCUUUCUAAUACAUAAAAUUAAAAAAAAACUUUCCAAGAAAAGUUCUCAGUUCAAAUGUCUCCAUGACUUACUGAAUGAAAAAAAGUAGGACACUCUGUCAGCACUGGUGGUUGCUGUGUUAACUCUUUUUAUGUGGCCAGAGAGUAAAGUGGUCCACUGGUUUAGUCACAACCUUCUCUAAUUCUGCCUUUGUCUUUCUGUUUACUUUCCCAUCUCGAGGUCCAGUGGAUCCUGUCCAGGAUCCACUGGACCACAGGAUCUCGUCUCUGCUUUUUGCAGACGACGUUGUCCUGUUGGCCCCAUCAAACCAGGACCUCCA